Messenger RNA from Ictalurus punctatus (channel catfish), 4009 nucleotides. It is a transcript of the gene wnt16, whose product is annotated as wingless-type MMTV integration site family, member 16. Gene Ontology annotation, cellular component: extracellular region. The coding region runs from base 213 to 1286 and encodes 357 amino acids. Gene Ontology annotation, molecular function: cytokine activity; frizzled binding. The record is from RefSeq and is a predicted model, not a curated record. Lineage: Eukaryota; Metazoa; Chordata; Actinopteri; Siluriformes; Ictaluridae. Gene Ontology annotation, biological process: cell fate commitment; multicellular organism development; canonical Wnt signaling pathway. The transcript has 4 exons.
AGCGUGUGUAUAUCUCUGCACGCGCCUGCCAGAGGACACAGGAUCUGGCAGUAGUUGGAUUGAAUGGAUGAUUGUGACAUAAAAAAAAACCCGCCAGAAGAAGAAGCAAUCUCCCAGAGAUAAAGGAUUAGUGAUGUGAUAUCUGAUGGAGUUGAUGUGACGGCUAGGAGUUGCUCCAUGGAGCUGCAGGCGUCCUGUUAAAUGAGGCGGUCAUGGAGAAGACCAGCAGCUGGGGAUUACAUUUAUUCGAGCUUUUCUUUCUCGUGCUGCUCUCGGGUUACCCGUUAUGCUGUCAGGGAAGCUGGAUGUGGCUGGGCAUCACGUCUGUGGGAGUAGUGGAGAAGAUGGGCUGUGCUAAUCUGCCUCUGUCCAGCAAGCAGAAGGACGUGUGUAAGAGGAAACCCUACCUGCUGCCCAGCAUUAAAGAUGGAGCACAUCUGGGCAUCUCAGAGUGCCAGUCCCAGUUCAGACAUGAGCGCUGGAACUGCAGCACCAGCAAACAGCCCUCUGUGUUCGGCUACGAGCUCACCAGUGGAACCAAAGAGACAGCUUUCAUCUAUGCUAUCAUGGCGGCAGGGCUGGUCCAUUCAGUCACCCGGUCCUGCAGUACGGGGAACAUGACCGAGUGCUCGUGUGACACCACGCUAACAGGCAGCGGCUCGCAAACCGAGGGAUGGCACUGGGGCGGCUGCUCGGAUGACAUCGCCUACGGGACGUGGUUCAGCCGCCGUUUUAUUGACCAUGCAACAAAGAACGCUUCUGUACACGCAGACGAGGCCCUGCUCAUUAUGAACCAGCAUAACAGCGAGGCAGGGAGACAGGCUGUGGCCAAGACAUUGUGGAAGGACUGCCGCUGUCAUGGCGUCUCAGGCUCCUGUGCUGUAAAGACAUGUUGGAAGACCAUGGCAUCCUUUGAGCGUGUAGGGAACUAUCUAAAGGAGCGUUAUGAGAAUAGCAUACAGGUGCUAGACCGCACCAAGCGCAAGUUCCGUCGCAAAGAAAAGGAACAGCGGCACAUGCCCAUUGGCCGGGAGGAGCUCAUCUUCCUCAACAAGUCACCCAAUUAUUGCGUGGAGAACCGGCGGUUAGGCGUGGCCGGGACUCGGGGGCGCCGCUGUAACCGCACAUCUGCCGGGCCGGACGGCUGCAACUUGCUGUGCUGUGGCCGUGGAUACAACACACAUGUGGUGCGUCAUGUGGAACGCUGCGAGUGCAAGUUCAUCUGGUGCUGCUACGUGCGCUGCCGACGCUGCGAGACCAUGAAUGACAUUCACACGUGCAAAUAGAGGGACGAGCCAAGGACAGGGAGAUAUAAGGAGACAUAGAAAGAGAGAUGACAUGGGUUUCACUUCCUUCCCUGUACCUCUUUUCAUUUCAUGUCUCAAAAGCUUUGUUCAAUGACACCUUCACUUGCUUGAGUAGCUGGAUGGAUUCUCAGGAAGCUCAUGAAGUAUUAAAUGAGUACUGAGUGUUACUAUGAGAACUGAUGACUGAAGCAGCUUUAUGACAAAGGGAUAAUCUCAUCCUCUUCUAAUGAACGGUUUUCCUUAUAAGACUUGGCCACAAAUACAAAAAAGAUCAUGGACAACAUAGCCAAGCCAACCAAGAAUCCAAAGAAAAACUCUGGCAUCCCAUGUGGAUUGGAUUCUAAAGUGGGCUCAAGUCUGACCAGAUUAUGGUCAAUUAUGCUUGUUAAUAUUCACCUAGAUAUUAAUUCAUCCUUGAGUUAUACUCUUCAGCUUAAAUUCUUCAACUUCUCCUUAAAGAACACUCUUAAAGGUUUUAUGUAAAACACUGUAACAGAGUGCUUAACUAUCAGAGAAGCUAAAGAAUGUGUGUUUUUCAAAGAAAGGUACUUUGAAAAAUACAGCAACAUCAUGCUUAUGAUAACUUAUGUGUUUUGAGUAGUUUGCAAUUCUUAUAUGAUGUAAAUAGUCUGCUACAUGAUACUGCUUUUCCAAAGACAUACACUAUUAGUACUUCCUUGGUAACCCUUAAAGGUUCUAUGGAGAGGGUUUCCCUUUCAUAAAAGGUUCAGAGUAGAAUCCCUUUAGAAAAGUAGACCCUAUUAAUAAUCCAAAGAACUAUUUAAGAACCUGAAGUCCUUCUGGGAAAUGCUUUAAAAGUUCUUUGUAAGCCCUCUAACAGUGGGUUUCCCUAGUAGAUCCGUCUUUAGACCAUUAGAACCAUUUUUCAAGGCAAGUUCAAUCUGCAGAAACAAACAAAAAAGAUUCACAUUCAUCAUUGUACAGGGUUCUGGCUUGUCUUUCUUGGAAAACCCCUAAGCAUUCUGUGUAGAACUGUUUAACAGGGGAGAUAUAACCAUGAAUCAUCCAGGCAUAUAGGGUUCUUCAGUCUUGUUCUUCUGGGUGACAAGAAGAGCCAUUAAGUUUCUAAACAAUCAUCACUGGUACAAUCUUAGGAGUUAAAUCUAACCUGAAGGAUUCUUUGGUCUUGUGUUUAUGGGGAAACUCUUAGAGGUUAUGUAUAGAAACCUCUAACACUGGAUUUCCUUUUCAUCAAUGGUUCUAAGCAGAACUGCUUUAGGAAGUUAGAACCAUUUUCCAUCCAAACAACCACUGCAGAACCAUGUUUUCUUUCUAGGCAUGUACAAUCUGAGGACAAAAUAUGUUCAGUAUGUUACCAAAUAGGAUUCUACAGUCUUGUGCUUCUGGGGAAAUCCUUAAAAGUUCUAUCUAAAACCAUCUAACGGUGGGUCUCGCUUUCACAAAAGGUUCCAAGUAGAAGUGCCUUAGAGUGAUAGAACCAUUAACCAUCCAAACAGCCACCACAGAACCAUUGUUUUUUUCUAACCUAGUACAAUCAUAGAAAAAAAAGAGGUAAAUCUAUCACUGCAUAGGGUUCUUUGGUCUUGUCCUUCUGGGCAAAACCUUCAAGAUUCUAUAUCUAAAAACCUCUAAUGGUGGGUCUCGCUUUCAAAAAAAGUUCCAAGUAGAUGUGCCGUAGAGAGAUAGAAUUAACAAUUAACCAUCCAAACAAGCAGAGCAGAACAAUGUUAUGAAAAAAGUAUUAAUUGUACCACCACGUUAGUUUUACAGUCUUGUAUUUCUGAGAGAACGUUUUUUUAAACUGGUUCCCUUUCAGAAAAAGUUCCAAGUCAAUCACCUUUAGAGAUCUUAAACUGUUAAUGAUCCAAAGAACAUGUGAAUAAACCUUUUUCUAAAAGUAUAGUAUUUAGCAUGUGAAGCUGGAUGUAGAACUGAAGUCCUUGUACAUAUUAAAUGAUGUCUUUAGACUCCAGGAUCAUUUGUAUAAGGACAUGUAAAAUCUUUCUGAUGAUGUCUGUUCCUUUUGCCCCAGUCCUUAGAAAGGGUUGUGUUUGUCCCUCUGAAAGAACACUUAAAGGUUUUUUGUAGUACCCUACCUUUCAGAAACAUUCGCAACAUCUAACCAUCCAAAGAAUGCUUGAGGAACCCAUAUUUUAAAUAAAGAGUGCACUUACUGUCUGUGCUUAAAGCCUUUUCCACAUGUUCGCUUCCUCAAAAAGACGUCCUAAUUUGUUAGAAGUCACAAACAUGUGCCAAAUACCACGGGUUUUUUUCUUUUAAAAACGGCUCUAAAAAGCUAACGCAAGUGACACUUUAGCGUAAGUGACACUUUGUUAGAGCUUCCUCAAGGCUCUUACUGAACACACCGGCAGCUGUUUAUUAUCUUACACAUUUGAAUGCACUUGUGAGGGAAUUUUGUCUGUGACUGGUUUGUCGUAACUGCUUCAGCCAUUUUCUGUCAGGGAGCCUGAAAUCUCUGUGGCUCUCACGGAUAAAUGAGAAACUCAAUCUCUGUGUGCAAACACUUUUCCACCUGCAAUCCAAUAAAUCAUUUCAUUUGGUCGUGAGCUUGAAGUUGUUGUUGUUGUUGUUUUUUAAAAUCACUUGUUUUCUAGAGUUUUCAUCCAUGGCAGAAAAAUGUAUGAAAUGUAUCUGAAGCUAAAUCUCAGCCAGUCGCAGCCUGUUGAUUUUUCAGCUAAUAAUAAAGCCUUCGAUUGCCU